GUCGGGUAACGGAACGGAAUAGCUAUUUCCCGGAGUCCUAGUCCCCACCUAUUCCUCAUGUAAUGCUCAAACACAGCAUAAGCCGAUUCCCGUCAUUUUGGUUUGGACAGGUGAAAUUGAACACGCGCCUGCUGUAGCUCGCUGCCUCACUCUCCUCACUGCAGCGAGCUCGCUAGAGGAAGCGGAGUCCAUCCAUGGAGGAGCAGCAGCAGCCGCAGCUCCCGAAGAAGCGGGGGAGGAAGCCGAAGCCGAAGGAGGAGAGGAAGGAGGAGCAGAGCAAGGCGGCGAAGGAGAGCAGCGGGAGGAGGUCGCACUCUCACGCUGCUGACGAGAAGUACACCCAGUGGAAGUCCCUUGUUCCCGUCCUAUAUGACUGGCUCGCCAACCACAACCUCGUCUGGCCUUCUCUCUCUUGCCGGUGGGGCCCCCAGCUUGAGCAAGCUACUUACAAGAACAGGCAGCGUCUGUAUAUUUCGGAGCAGACCGAUGGCAGCGUUCCAAAUACCUUGGUCAUAGCAACGUGUGAUGUUGUGAAACCUAGGGUUGCAGCAGCAGAGCACAUAUCUCAGUAUAAUGAAGAAGCACGCUCACCAUUUAUUAAGAAGUACAAGACCAUUAUACAUCCGGGAGAGGUUAACAGGAUUCGGGAACUUCCUCUAAACCCUAAGAUAGUGGCAACUCAUACUGACAGUCCUGAUGUUCUAAUUUGGGAUGUGGAAUCUCAACCCAAUCGCCAUGCAGUCUAUGGAGCCACUACUUCUCGACCAGACCUGGUUUUGACUGGACAUCAAGACAAUGCAGAGUUUGCUCUCGCAAUGUCUCCUGCUGAACCUUUUGUGCUCUCUGGAGGGAAGGACAAGACAGUGGUUCUGUGGAGCAUCCAAGACCAUAUAACGACCUCUGCCACAGAUCCAACCGCAAAUAACUCUACUGGAUCUGGUGGAUCAAUCAUAAAGCAAACUAAUGAUGAAGGUUCCACUGGGCCUUCUGUUGGACCAAGAGGCAUUUAUGUUGGGCAUGAGGACACAGUUGAGGAUGUGGCUUUUUGUCCAUUAAGUGCACAAGAGUUUUGCAGCGUUGGUGAUGAUUCUUGUCUCAUCUUGUGGGAUGCACGUGUUGGCACUAGUCCAGCUGUUAAGGUUGAAAAGGCACAUAAUGCAGACAUCCACUGUGUUGAUUGGAACCCUCAUGAUAGUAAUCUGAUUCUUACCGGUUCAGCAGAUAACUCCAUUCACAUGUUUGAUCGCCGGAAUCUCACCUCUGAUGGAGUUGGGUCCCCAGUUUAUAAAUUUGAGGGACACAAGGCUGCUGUUCUUUGUGUACAGUGGUCUCCGGAUAAGUCAUCAGUCUUUGGAAGUUCUGCUGAGGAUGGUCUGUUAAACAUCUGGGACUACGAGAAGGUAGGGAAAAAGAUGGAAGGUGGGACAAAGUCUUCUGCUCCUGCAGGCUUGUUCUUCCAGCACGCUGGUCACAGGGACAAAGUUGUGGACUUUCACUGGAAUGCAUACGACCCAUGGACUAUGGUCAGCGUCUCUGAUGACUGUGACACAACUGGUGGAGGUGGUACACUUCAGAUAUGGCGUAUGAGUGACUUGAUCUACCGACCGGAGGAGGAGGUCUUGGCCGAACUGGAGAAGUUCAAAGCGCACGUGAUCGAAUGCUCAAAAGCAUGAAAGAGCGUCAACCAUCUGUAGCGGAACAACCCUCGUAUGUUAGUUGAGCACCCGCGACAAACUCUGUGUUGUGUUUAGCUGUCCAUCUCCGUAACAUUGGUAGAAGUAGUAGGUGGUGUAGAUGUGCACUCUGGUGCUGUUUAACAUCCAGGACUUCCUGGAGCAUUUGGUCCGGUUUCUUUCUGACAAAAAACCGAACAAUGGCUUGUGUAGUCCAGAUUUCCACUGUGUUGUACCUUUGCAUUGCGAAACAUAUGAUAGGCAAUAUUGCCGAGCUCUGAAACUUUUCUGAGGUAUUAAGGUUAUGACUAA
Punica granatum (pomegranate) is the source of this 1985-nucleotide messenger RNA. The record is from RefSeq and is a predicted model, not a curated record. NCBI's taxonomy places the organism in Eukaryota, Viridiplantae, Streptophyta, Magnoliopsida, Myrtales, Lythraceae.